GCCGGCGGCUGAGGGGAGGCGGCAGCAGCCAUGGCGGACUGCGAGAUGGGGUCGGUGCCCAAGGCGCCGCGGCAUCGAGAUGACUCCAAUGCCGGCCUUGGUGUGUGUGGAUGGAUUCUGGUGAUAAUUUCUUAUAUUUUCAUUCUCAUUACAUUUCCCAUAUCAAUUUGGAUGUGCAUCAAGGUUGUAAAGGAAUAUGAGCGAGCCAUCAUCUUCAGACUUGGACGCAUCUUAAAAGGCGGAGCAAAGGGACCGGGUUUGUUUUUUGUCCUGCCCUGCACAGACAGCUUCAUCAAAGUUGAUAUGAGGACCAUCUCUUUUGAUAUUCCACCCCAAGAGAUCUUGACCAAGGACUCUGUGACAGUUAAUGUAGAUGGAGUGGUUUAUUACAGAGUUCAGAACGCUACCCUUGCUGUAGCAAAUGUCACAAAUGCAGGCUCAGCCACGCGUCUUUUAGCACAGACUACCUUGAGGAAUGUUCUGGGGACCAAAAACCUCUCUCAGAUUCUCUCUGAUCGUGAAGAAAUUGCACACAGCAUGCAGGUUACGCUUGAUGACGCAACAAAUGACUGGGGCAUUAAGGUAGAACGUGUGGAGAUCAAGGAUGUGAAAUUACCUGUACAGCUGCAGAGAGCAAUGGCUGCAGAAGCAGAAGCUGCCCGAGAGGCAAGAGCUAAGGUAAUUGCAGCUGAGGGUGAAAUGAAUGCUUCCAGGGCCCUGAAAGAGGCAUCCAUGGUUAUCACAGAGUCACCCGCUGCUCUUCAGCUGCGCUAUUUGCAGACUUUGACCACCAUUGCUGCAGAGAAGAACUCCACCAUCAUCUUUCCAUUGCCCAUAGACAUGCUGAAGGGCAUCGUAAGCGCAAAAGGCUAGAGAGAUACAGUGGGAAGAAGGAAUUCUUUUUCUUUUGCUACAGUGAAUGUUUGCAGCACUGAAUUGUCUGUGUGUUACAGCUUAAGGCAAUGUUAGCAGAGGGGAUUUGUUGAUGAACCCUUUUGUUGUUGUUAUACUGUGAUAAAAAUGCAUAUGCAAUGUUUAUGAAUAUGGACAAUCAAAAUACUUGAAACUGAAAAUCUCUCCAAGUUAGUAAAAGCGGGCUGUGAUCUUAAAUAAACAUGUAUCCGUACUAUACUAGAUGUGAAAACUAUAUCCUAUAAUCUGUUAUAGGAUAUUAUACUAUAAUCUGUUCUAUAAUCCUAUUUUCAACAAGUAUAUAAAACCAUUUGUGGUGAAGAUAGGGAGAUGAUCCAACAUUUGGAAAGAGAAGUAUUCCUUUUAAUAAAAGGGUCUGUAGUCCUGUAAAGGAAGUGAAACACCUUUAACUGCACUCUCUUAGAGUGUAGCUAUAUGUGAUGAAGUCAUCUGGAUUGUUGUCAUAUGGAUUUGUUCUCUAGCUUACACUAGGAGAAAGAAGAUAAUUUGGCAUAGGAGUGAGAAUACUGGGUACUUCUAAAAGUCAGGCUCAUGCUCCCUAAGAUAGCCCCCAUUUGUGAGAAACCGUUAUUAGCCAAUGUUACUGAAAUGGAACUUUCCGUCUCUGUUUUGCCAUGCGGGAAGGCGUAGACAUGCUGUAGUUAAGGAUACAAUAUGCUUGCAGUUGCUGAUGGGCUGUUCAGUUGUUAGGGUGUUGCAUCAAUAUAGAUUUUUAACUCUUAGAAAAAAGUCACUGUGUCUGCCUUUAUCUGUACAUCUUCUCAAAAAAUGAUUAAAAGAAAAAUAACCAAA
Molecule: messenger RNA, 1725 nt
Organism: Oxyura jamaicensis (ruddy duck)
Lineage: Eukaryota; Metazoa; Chordata; Aves; Anseriformes; Anatidae
Gene: STOM
Product: stomatin
Exons: 7
Coding region: 31-873 (280 amino acids)
Cellular component (GO): plasma membrane
Source: RefSeq, a predicted model, not a curated record